AAUGAGUGUGGAGAAUAUUUACACUUCGAUUGCGUGUAAUCGAACCACCGAAAGUGCCGACUGGGGCAAUAAUGGUUUCAUUGUUUUUGGGGCUUGUAAUGCGGUGGCCAUUUACGACCCAAAGAUCAAUGGAGUUUCGGCAAAGAUAACCCAUACAUUUGUCAAGCAUACAAAACGGGUAAACACUGUCCGCUGGCUAAAGAGCUUCGGCGAAGAAAAAGAAACCCUAUUCCUUUCGGGAUCAGAUGAUAAAUUGGCAAUUUUAUGGGACUAUACAAACCCCGAUGAUGUUAAAAAUUUUGAACUUAAAGGCCAUGAAAGUGGAGUAAAUGCCGUGGAUGGUGUGCAACGUCAAAAUGGAGAAUGGAUUUUUGCCACUGCCGCUGCGGAUUCCACAAUCAAAAUAUGGUCAUUCCGUCUAGGCUCAGAAACCUUACCCGAAUGUAAACAAACAAUUCAAUUGAACACCGGAUUUUGUUUCACUUUACGCCUAUCCUUGCUACCAAAGUCCGAACAAAUUCUAUUGGCAUUCUCUGUGGAUGAUGAAACUGUUGCUUUGUGGUCUGAAGCAGAAAGUGAUCUGCUAACCUUUCAACCAUUACACAAACUAUUGGGUCAUGAAGAUUGGGUACGCGGUUUAGAUUUUGUCCGCGAAGGUGAUGAUUUGUUAUUGGCCAGUUCAUCGCAAGAUAAUUUCAUACGUCUGUGGCGUAUUGCACCACGCAGUGCUGAACAGGUGACCAAUAAUAAAGUGGACAUUUUCAAUUUGUUGGAUGAAUCCACGGGAGAGAUACGGGUAGAAGAGAAAAUUGUACAAGUCUCCUCCAGUUCAUGGUAUGCCAUUAGUUUGGAAUCCGUAUUGUUUGGUCAUGACAAUUGGGUAUAUGGUGUCCACUGGCACAAAUCGCCGGAUAAUACUUUAAGUCUGCUCUCAGCAUCCAUUGAUAAGACGCUCAUCCUUUGGCAGCCCUCGGAUGAAAGUGGCAUUUGGAUGGAAAAAGUUCGUUUGGGUGAAGUUGGUGGUAAUUCCCUGGGUUUCUUUGGUGGUAAAUUUCGUAGUGAUGGCAAAGCCAUAUUGGGCCACAGCUAUCAGGGUGGUUUCCAUAUGUGGCAACAAAGUGAAGACAAUGAACAUAUUUGGGUGCCUCAAGUAAUUGUCGGUGGUCAUUUUGGUGAGGUACGUGAUCUUGCCUGGGAACCACAAGGAGAAUAUUUGAUGUCCGUCUCUGCGGAUCAGACAACACGUAUACAUGCACCAUGGCGUUCAGCAGGGAGUGAUUUCGAAACAUGGCAUGAAUUAGCUCGGCCUCAAGUUCAUGGUUAUGAUAUGCAGGCAUUGGCCUUGUUGACACGCUAUAAAUUCGCCAGUGGAGCAGAAGAAAAGAUUGUGAGGACUUUCCAGGCAUCGGCUAAUUUCAUUGAGAAUUUUAGACGUAUUACAAAGGUGGCAAAUGAUGAGGAGGGUGAUACUUUGUUGGAGUCUUUACCCAAAGGAGCCUCGGUGCCAUCAUUGGGUCUUUCAAACAAGGCUGUUUAUAAUACUGAAACCCCUUCGGAAACCGAACGCCAUGUUAAAGAUGAAUAUCCUGAAAACUAUUUUACACCCAUCACCUUGGACUCACCACCCCAGGAGGAGACUUUAAUGCAAAACACCCUAUGGCCUGAAGUUCAAAAACUCUAUGGUCAUGGUUAUGAAAUUUAUGCUUUGGCCUCAUCACCAGAUGCCACGCUAUUGGCCUCCUCAUGUAAAUCUACAAAUGCUGAACAUGCACAAAUCAUUCUAUGGAAUACAACUAAUUGGAAACAAAUACAAAAACUUUCAUCCCAUCAAUUGACAGUUACCCAAAUGCGUUUUUCACCCAAUGGUCAAUAUUUGCUAUCCGUAUCACGUGAUCGUAGAUGGUCUCUCUUCGAACGUGUACCAUCCAGUGAUAAAGUAGCCCAGUAUCAAUUAGCCGCUACAACAGAUAAAACAAAUGGUGUCCAUACACGUAUUAUUUGGUCCUGUGAUUGGUCACAUGAUAGCAAAUAUUUUGUAACCUCUUCACGUGAGGGUAAAGUUGUUGUAUGGUCCAAGGAAGCUGAAAGUAAUACAUCGCUAAAUGGUUGGAAGAAUUUGGAUGUUUUGGAAUUGAAACAAGAAUCAAUAACGGCCGUUGCAUUUGCCCAGACCCUACACACAAAUGGCUCGUAUAUUGUGGCCAUGGGUUGUGAAAGUGGUUUCAUUUAUAUUUAUUCCUUUGAUGGCAAAUGGAAGUUGCUGUUGACCAUGAAUACAUCACAAUCACAUCAUUUGACAGUAAAACGUUUACAAUUUAGACCGGUACCGAGUGCAUCAAAUCAAUAUCAAUUGGCCAGUUGUGGUGAAGAUUGUCUAGUUAGAAUAUAUCGUUUGAAUUUGUAA
Musca vetustissima is the source of this 2404-nucleotide messenger RNA. RefSeq names its product elongator complex protein 2 (gene Elp2). Gene Ontology annotation, molecular function: protein binding. Bases 2 to 2404 code for a protein of 800 amino acids. The record is from RefSeq and is a predicted model, not a curated record. The transcript is spliced from 4 exons. Gene Ontology annotation, cellular component: elongator holoenzyme complex. Gene Ontology annotation, biological process: tRNA wobble uridine modification. Lineage: Eukaryota; Metazoa; Arthropoda; Insecta; Diptera; Muscidae.